AUGCCCGCUGCUCAGCAACUCAUGGUAGCUCAUGCAGCCCUCUUCGCACAGUUGGACGCAAACGGGGAUGGCGACGUCAGCCUCCACGAGUUCCACGCAGCCAAGGUGGCGGACGGCCAGCACAAGGCGGAUGUUUUCGACAAGCUGGAUGCAGACCUGGACGGCCGAGUGAGUCGGGAGGAGUUUGCGGCCGCCACGGUCGCCACUGCCAGGCCACCGCGGAGGUCCAGUCGUGAAAGCACGGAGGCGAGGCGGCCCAGCCGCCAGGAGGAGCGCUUUCCUGUGGAGCACGCACCAUCGGAGCGCGCAUCUGCAGAGCGUGCGUCCGCCGAGCUCGAUGCCCCAGAGUUCGCUGACGACAAUCCUCUUUUCGCUGCAGUGCUUUCAGAGGAUCCAGCCAGGGCACUGGCGCUCUUGCGCAGCGCGACCCCGCAGCAGCUGCAUGCCAAAGACCAGGAAGGCUGCACAGCUUUGCACCGCGCUGCAGCCUUACCAGGACUCGUCAAAGUCCGCGGAAUCAUGCUUGAGAAGGGCGGGGUGCAGUUGGCAUCAUCGAGGGACUUGCAUAUGCGGACUGCUCUCCAUCACUCCGCACUGGCUGGGUGUGUGGAAGCUUGUCAGCAGCUGCUGGAUGCUCCAUGCUUUCACGAUGCAGACAGGAGGGCGCUUCACGGCCGCACCGCGUUGCACCUCGCAGCUGAGUAUGGCCAUGCUGAGGUUCUACGGGUCCUCCUCAACCACACGGCCUUCACUGCUGUAGAUGCCGCGGAUGACUAUGGGCAUACAGGUCUUCACCAUGCAGCCAUGCAGGGGCACCCUGCAGCCUGCCAGGCCUUGCUGGAGCAUCCUCGGUUUAUAGCAGAAGGCGCUCGAGACAAGGAUGGGUGGACGGCACUCCACUGGGCAGCUUCUGGAGGCUACGCAACCGCCUGCAAGCUGCUCCUUGCCAACCCUUCCUUCACUGAGGUGGCGGCGAGAACUGCUCGAGGCUGGACAGCUCUGCAUUUGGGUGCAGCGCAUGGCUUCGAAGAGGUGUGCCAUGCCAUGCUUUCUCACCCUCGAUUCACAGUGGCAACUGCCCAGGACUGCGUUGGCAGGAACGCGCUUCAUGCGGCUGCAGAGGCCGGCCACAGGAACGUGUGCAAGUUGUUUAUGGGUCAUGAGAGCUUCCGGGUGCUGACCACUACGAAGGACUACUUUGGCCACACUGCAAGCGACUUGGCAGUUGGAGGUGCACUUGAGGUCCCUCUUCAUCAGCGCUGA
Symbiodinium pilosum is the source of this 1263-nucleotide messenger RNA. The record is from the annotation of a GenBank genome assembly. NCBI's taxonomy places the organism in Eukaryota, Dinophyceae, Suessiales, Symbiodiniaceae.